UGCUUUGGGUAAGCUUUCGAUUUUCCUUGUAAUUUUGAAGGCUCGAAUUGUCGGCAAAUUUUCAGGUUUCUGGUGAAAUUAGUGAGAUUGUUAUGAUUGGUAGUCUUCGAUUUGAUUUCUUCAUGGCUCUGCUGUGAGCUUAGGGAAACAUUAUAGAUUAAGUUAUUUCUAUCUUUGUCUUUUUUGAUGACUCGAGCUCAGCUCAGUACCUUAAACCGUAGCCUUGUAAAAUCAGGCAAUUUCCACGGGAACUCCAUUUCAAAAUUACCCUUUUCUUCAACCUCGUCUUCUUCGCUUCAAACCAUUGAAAACUCUCGGAGCAAAACGAUGAUAAGUCCACUUUACAAUCUUCUUCCUGAGACCCAAAACCCCAACAAAAUAGUAGACCUCAUCUCAUCCUUUCUCAAACAAAACAAUUCUCAAUUAACCCUUCUCAAAAAUGACAUAGAACCCCUCAUUCCUCAUUUGGGUUGUCAUGAAAUCACAAGGGUGUUAUUGAGAUUCCAGUCUGAUUCUUUCUCAGCUUCAACUUUCUUCAACUGGGUUAAAAAUGAUUUGGGUAUUAAACCUUCUUCACAUAACUAUUGUUACAUUGUUCAUAUAUUGGCUUGGUCUAAGAACUUCCCUUUGGCAAUGGAAUUGUUGUGUGAACUGAUUGAUUUUGUUAGGGUUUGUUCAAAUUGUGAAGAUGUUUUUGAAAGUUUGGUGCUUUGUAGCAAAGAUUGUAACUUUGAUCCUGUUGUUUUCGAUAUGCUUGUUAAGGCUUAUGUGAGAAAGGGUAUGGUUAAAGAAGGGAUUAAGACCUUUAGGAAGGUAUUGGAAGUUGGCCAUUUGCCCUCUGUGAUUACUUGUAAUUGUCUUUUGAAUGGAUUAUUGAGGUUGAAUUUAAUUGAUCAGUGUUGGCUAGUGUAUGAAGAGAUGGGGAGAGUUGGGAUUCGUCCGAAUACAUACACUUUUAAUAUAUUGACUAAUGUUUUCUGCAAAGAUGGAAAUGCUGAUAAGGUUAAUGAGUUCUUGGAGAGGAUGGAAGAAGAAGGGUUUGAUCCCGAUCUCGUAACCUAUAAUACGUUGAUUAGUAGCUAUUGUAGGAAAGGGAGACUCAACGAUGCAUUCUAUUUGUAUCGGAUCAUGUAUAGGAGAGGUGAGAUGCCAGAUUUAGUUUCGUAUACCGUGUUGAUGAGCGGUCUUUGUAAAGAAAGGAGAGUGAGAGAUGCGCAUCAGUUAUUCCAUAGUAUGGUUCAUCAAGGAAUUGAACCAGACAUUGUGUCAUAUAAUACUCUUAUUUCUGGUUAUUGCAAGGAGGGGAGGAUGCAAGAUUCGAAGAAUUUGAUGCAUGAGAUGAUAGGGAACAGGAUCCCCGAUAGUUUUACUUGUCGAGUUCUUGUGAAAGGAUAUGCAAAACAGGGAAGCUUGGUUUCAGCUUUGAAUUUGGUUGUAGAGCUAAGGAGAUUCAGGGUUUCCGUCUCUUCAGAUAUUUAUGACUUUUUGAUGGUUUCUUUAUGCCAUGAGGAUCGACCAUUCGCCGCAAAGAGUCUACUGGAAAGAACCUCUCAAGAGGGUUAUUUUCCUAAACCGAAUAUCUACAACGAAUUGAUCCAGUCAUUCUGCAGGUGCAAUAGUGUGACUGAUGCAUUGCUCCUGAAAGCUGAUAUGGUAUGCAAGAGAAUAAAGGUUGAUCUGGUUGCAUAUAAAGCUCUUAUAUGCUCAUCAUGUAUAGUAGGUAAAGCUCGUGAAGCAGAAUCCUUGAUGGAAGAAAUGCUUGAAUCUGAUAUCCUUCCCGAUCCGCAAAUAUGCAGGGCACUAAUACAAUGCUACUGCAAGCAAUCGGAUAUUGAUAGAGCGGAGUUGCUAUUGAGCUUCUUUGCCAGAGAAUUUCAGAUUUUCGAUACCGAAAGCUAUAAUUUUCUUGUGAGGACAUAUACAGAGAGUGGCGGUAUGGAUAAGUUAAUGGGGCUUCAGGAUAGAAUGAUGAAACUAGGAUAUGCACCUAAUACCUUGACAUGCAAAUAUGUAAUUAAUGGUCUAUUGAGAGCUAAGAGAUUGGAUGAUCAUAAGAUGCUUGGCUCUCAACUGCAAUAACCAGCCGGUUGCUUAUAAAUUUUGU
Molecule: messenger RNA, 2104 nt
Organism: Hibiscus syriacus
Lineage: Eukaryota; Viridiplantae; Streptophyta; Magnoliopsida; Malvales; Malvaceae
Product: pentatricopeptide repeat-containing protein At5g40400-like
Molecular function (GO): protein binding
Source: RefSeq, a predicted model, not a curated record